Larimichthys crocea (large yellow croaker) is the source of this 7838-nucleotide messenger RNA. It is a transcript of the gene cecr2, whose product is annotated as CECR2 histone acetyl-lysine reader. The coding region runs from base 171 to 5063 and encodes 1630 amino acids. Gene Ontology annotation, biological process: chromatin remodeling; single fertilization. The record is from RefSeq and is a predicted model, not a curated record. Lineage: Eukaryota; Metazoa; Chordata; Actinopteri; Sciaenidae. Gene Ontology annotation, cellular component: CERF complex. The transcript has 19 exons. Gene Ontology annotation, molecular function: protein binding.
UCUGAUUGAAACAGAUUGUGGCGUUCCGCGGGUCGCAAUGGCAACUGUCCGAACAGGACGGCAGCAGCAACUUUUUCCGUGUUUGUAAUGUUACGAAGACAUUAUAACUCGCCGAGGAAACUACUUUCUAAUGUGACUAAAAGGCGUUGCACUAUUUCUCCAGUCUGAAAAUGUCCCAGGGAUGUACAGUUUCUGUGGAAGAGAUCCAGUCUUGGUGGGAAGUCCCCGCCAUAGCCCACUUCUGCUCGCUGUUCAGGACAGCGUUCAACCUUCCAGACUUUGAAAUAGAGGAGCUGGAGAAAGCCCUGUCAGAGCAGGACUUGGACUUUCUCGGGGACCUCAUUGCGUGUCUGUUGCAGGGAUGCUACCAGCGCAAUGACAUCACCCCCCAGGCAUUUAGCAGUUACCUGGACGACAUCAUCAGCUACCGGUGGGAACUGGAAGAAGGGAAGCCCAACCCACUGCGAGAGGGCCCCUUUGAGAAUCUCCCUCCUCGCACUCAGGUGGAACUUCUGCACCGGUUAUGCGACUACCGCCUGGAUGCUGCCGAUGUCUUUGACCUGCUCAAGGGACUGGAUGCAGACAGCCUGAGGGUUGAACCACUGGGGCAGGAUGGAAAUGGAGCCCUCUACUGGUACUUUUACGGCACCCGUAUGUACAAAGAAGAACCAGUCAAGAGGAAAGCAGAGAAGAUCAGUGAACCCUCUGAACUAACAUUACCAGAGAAAAAGAAAAGGGGAAGACCACCAAAGAAGAAAAAACUGGAAGAACCUCAGUUAAGUGAGGUGGAAACUGAAAUGACAGAAGUAAAGACAGGAAAUGGGCUGGAAGAUUUCCGUCCAAGCACAGGCCGUAAACGAGGAGCUUGGUCUCUUGUCUGUGAUACAGAGGAACAAUGGGUCCUUCUGGCAGAAAGCAUCAAGGACAAAACCUCCCCACAGGACCGCCACCUCUACCGUGUCAUCAGCCAGAACUUCCUGCCUGAGAUCAGCAGCAUGAUUGAGCACAAGGAGCGGGAGCAGAAACAGAAGUUACUGGACCCAACCCCAGUUAGCACAUCACAGCGGUUCUCUGAAAAACACAUAAACCAAGAGGAGGAGGACAAUCUGAAGGCUUUAGGAGACGAGGACAGAAAGAAAGAUGAAGAUUUGGACAGGCAGGUCCUGCUGGCCGAGCAGCGACGAGAAGAGGAAAGGCUUCUGCAGGAAGAACAACAGAGAGAAAAGAUGGAGAAGAUCAAAGCUGUGGAGGAGCGAGCCAAGAGACGGAAGAUGCGAGAGGAAAAGGCCUGGUUGUUGUCUCAAGGGAAAGACCUUCCACCAGAACUCCUGAAUCUGGAGCCUUCUUCUCCCAUCCACAGAACACGCAAGAAUAAAGAAUUCUAUGAAAUUGAUGACGACUACACUGCUCUAUACAAAGUGCUUGAGGCCUUGAAAGCCCAUAAAGAUGCUUGGCCUUUCUUGGAGCCUGUGGAUGACUCCUAUGCCCCUAAUUACCAUGAAAUCAUCAAGACUCCCAUGGAUCUGUCCACCAUUGAAAAGAAGCUCAAUGAUGGAGAGUACGUUGCUAAGGAGGAGUUUGUUGCCGACGUUAAGCUCAUGUUUGAAAACUGUGUGGAGUACAACGGAGAAGACAGUGAGUACACUAUCAUGGCAGAGUCCCUGGAACGAUGUUUUAGCCGGGCCUUAUUAAAACACUUCCCAUCAGAGGAUGGUGACACAGAUGAAGAAUUCCACAUCAGCAGUGAAGACAAGGAGCGCAAGGACAAAAAGCGCAAUCGUGGCAGUAAACAUCUGGGACCCGAAAGUCUGAUCAAGGCGACUGAGCAAGUCCAACGUAAGCGAAACUUCCAGGGGGGCAAGGGCAGCACACCUUCAGAGGAAGAAGACGGCAAACUAACAAGACCACUUCAUCCCCCUCACUGGGCUAAUGGCCCCUCUCACCUACACGGCCAGCCUCCAAGCCAGCAUCACAUCCAUGAAGGAAACAUCAGGGGCAUGUACCACCCAGGGCAACAGCUCCGUCAUCCUCAUGGUCCUCAUGGUCCACACAUGUAUGCCCAAAGAAUGGCCAUGGAUCCCCGCUUUGCUUACCCAGCUCACAUUCCCAGGCAUGGAGACCCCAGUUUGAACCACUUGCCCCACAACUUUAACAUGCAGCAUCGCAUGGUUGAAGGACAUCACAUGGGUCCUAGAUAUCCAGUGGGCCCAGAUCCUAACCAGCAGCAGCCUCCACAUCAGCAGCAGCAUCCCUACAUGGGUCCAACUCAUGGCCCAUCUCUAGGCCCACGUCCCGUGGCCCUCCAGCCUGGACCUCCUCCUGAAGCCAGCAUGUACCCUUCCCACCACCGUCCAGAGGGCCACAACAUGCACCCCUUGGGCAACCGAUUCUCAGGGCCAGAAGGACCACCUCAGCACAACUACCCAGGGCUAAGGCCUCCUCGUAUGGGCCUAUCCAACAUGUGGACUGGUAUGAAUCACCAGGAGAGACCCAAUGGGAUGCGCAUGCAAGAUCCCAACAUGGUGAAUCAGCGCAACUUUAGCUAUGGUGGAGUUCCCCCUCCAGUGGGGCAUAAACCAUGGCCAGAAGCUGCUGGAUACCCCCACCCUCCUCCCAAUGCUCAGUAUCAAAUGUCUGCAGCGGUCAGUUCCCCAGGGCCAAUGUCCUCACGUCCCCCUGUACCCCACCCAGACCCCUCUGGCAGGACACGCUUGGCUUCCAUGCUGGAAAGCCCAGAGAUGCUGGCCCUGCAGCAGCUGUCAGCCUCUUCUGGACCCCCUGCUGGUCCCCCUCAUCAGCACAUGGGCAACUUUCAGCAGCCUGGGCCCCCAUCAGGAACUGGCAUCAUCCCAGCUCACCCAUCGCAACAGCCUCCCCCUGCCCCUGAGGUUCAGCUGCUGCGUCCUCUUAGAGACAAUGGGCCAGACAGCCAGCCUUCCCAAAAGACAGACAUGCAGCCCAAAGACACGACAUCAGAGGGCAAAAUGUCUGCCAACAACAUUUCUGAUGAAGCUUCAUCAAACAAAAACACUGUUUCAAUUCACCAAGAGCACCGAUCCAUCCCUAGCCCCACCACAGGACACCACACUGGGCCAGCAGAGAGAAUGCAGAGCCCCCCAGCCCCUAACUCAGGCCAAUCACAGGAGAAUCCUUCUGGACCAGGGCUCCCACAGAGUUCAACAGAGAGCCACAAGCAGGACGAGGGCCAGAAACUAUCUGCCAACCACUGUCCCCCUCAACACAUUGGUGCCACUCCUGUUUCAUCCCAUCUCAGCACAAGUAACAGCAGCUCCGCUGAUCAGAACAGUCCACGGCACAAAGCUCAGAGCCCCGCACUUCUUCGUCACAGUGUACCGCCACAGCAUGUUGCAGCAUCUCAGAAUUCACCUCAGCAAAUGUCAGAGAACAACUUGCCACAAAUGCAGAGUGCCCAUCGGCAAAGUGAACACCAGCAUAAUGUCCAAAAGCAGCAGCAACCUCAGUCAAAUCAGAGUACCCAUCCUCAAUGCCACCCUCAGAGCUCUCCCCAGCAGACGGCCCAGAACACACAGCAACACAAUUCUCUGCUAACUCCUCAUCAAGUCCCCCAAAACGGUUCUCCUCAACGUCCUACACAGAACAGCCCCAUGCAUGGGAUGCCACAGAGUGCCACACAAGGAGCCCAGCCUGGACCCCCUCAGCCAGCCCCUCUCACCUCUCUGCCACCAAGUCAUCCUACCCCACUAUUACCCUCCCACCCUAGCCCAGCAGACCAUGGAGAUCAAAGACCUAGUGAGCCUACAUGUAGCCCGGACACAGAAGGACCUGCCGUUCCUCCGCAGCAGUCUACAAUGAAAUCUGGCCCUCCAAAUGGUAUUUACAAACAGCAGGCUUUCAGUCCCAAUCAGCAUCAAACCAUGCUUGUGGGUAGUAACCCAGGUAUGCAGGCUCAGAGAGGGCCAGCACCUACUCACAAUCCAGCCAUGCCUCCACAGUCCCAAGGCCAGGCAAACGGACCCAUGGGUCCGUAUGGCAUGGGGAACCAUCCACAUCCACACUACAGCCAGACAAACAUGACCAGGCCUCCAUCUACUCACCACCCUUAUCACAACCAGGCCAUAAACCCCCUCCACAAUCCUGCUCACCACCCCGCCUACCACCAGCAGGGAGGUACUGCCUACUCCUACCACAUGCCAGGCCAACAACACCCUCAGGCCCACCCCAACAUGUACCCACCUCACCAGUACCAGCAGCAACACUACUACCCUCAACUUCAUCCCCAAGCACAGGCCCAUAAUCAGGCUAACAGUAGAGGGAGUUACUCUCCAGAAGAGUGGCAUCGGCCUCAUUAUCAGCCUCGCCAGCCGAUGCCACCCAGUGCCUACCUACCUGUAGCUAGUGCUAGAGGCAAUGGUCAGUUGAAGGAGAGCAGUGUGUCACCAUUGGGUUCUGAGGGCUCCAGUGGUGCUAGUUUGGUGUCCCCUGGCCCUGUGUCUGAAGUAGUGCCACAUCCUGGAGGCCCAGAAGAGGGGAAGUGUGAAAGCAGGGAGCAGGCCGGUGGAGGCAGCCCAGCAAAGCAAGCUUAUACAGAGAGCUCAGAGCGACCUGAAAGUCCUAAAGAAAUCCUGGACCUAGACAGUCACAAUGCUGCUGCCCGCCGCCGUAGCACCCAGCAACUUCACCAACAACGCCCCCCUGCCUCUGCUGCACACAUGAUGUCAGGCUUCAUGUACGAUCCUCGUGCCGUGCACCCUGGGAUGCAGCAGGGCGGCGUUCCUCCACCCCACAUGAUGUCUCAGGUCCGUGGAGAUGGCAACCCUUACCGUGGCCAGCCAUACCCCGACCCAGGACGCUAUGCUGCCCAAAGACCUCACCCACACCUGAUGGAGGCUCUGCAGCGGCCCCAGCAGCUGCCCUACUCUCCGGGACAGACACGCAUGGCCAUGUACAGACACCCCCGGCCUGCAGGGCACUUCCAGGGAAUGAUGAUUCAGCAGAGAGGCCUGGCACCAGAACACUUCCUACACCCAGGGCAACAGAUGAUGGCUGCUCCAGGUGGCCCGAGCACUAAACAAGGAGUGUGACAACACCAUAUCAAAGCACGUUAUUAUCGAAGAACAUCUGGAAAAAGCAAAGAGCUGAAAGGAAGAAUAUGUGGGCAUGCAGACUGGGUUAACAGAGAUUGGAUAUGGGACACUUUGCUCCACAUACAUCCCUUACUGAUUUUCUUACACUGGACUAAAACUUUUGGCUCUGUUUUGCCCACCACUGGACUUGACCAUCCAACGAUGAUGAUAAUAAUGUGAAAUGUUAUUGAGCCCUCGAGUACAAUUCUCUCUAAGCCUGCCCUUCUUCACGUACUGCUCUGGGUGCAGAUAUCCAACAUGAGCAACCGAAUGAGGAUCCUCCAGCUGAAGGGCAGCUUGUUUAACCACUCAGCCAACCUGCCAAACACAGGGGACGCUGCCUUCAAGAACACUGGACAGCCCUCUCCUCUCUAAGCCAUUGAAAUAUAAAUGGAUUAAAGGCAAAGACCAUUCUCUGUUAAUCUACCAACAGAACAGAGGAGGGCUGUGAUAAAGAUGAGAGGGACUGUUUUUGUUUUGUUUGUUUUAAUUGCGAUUUCCUGUUCCAACCAUAUCUUUAAACUCAGGUGUAGAAAAGGAGGUACUAUGAGACUGUCACCCUAACCCAGUCAACUCACAGGCCCCUUGCAAUUGCCUUGGUUUCCUUUUGUGAAUGUAUGAGUGAAUGUGUAGAUAAAAAGGUGUGAGCGGCGGAUUAGCUGCUGCUGAAAAGACACGAACACUGAUAAUUUGUCUAAUCAUAAACCGUCCUGAAAAGAAGUCCUGUUACUGUCCAUUUUCACCCCAACUCUAACAGUGUUUCUCUAGUUCUGGAGUAAACACACGGUAUAUGCAUCUCUCAAAGCGGCCUUCAUUGUUAAGAAUGUCUUUGACUAGCAGAGAGUGGACUGGCAGAGAUGGCAGUUUGUAUAUGAUAGUAUCUCUCUGUUAUGCACUAUGGAUUUUGGUAGUCUAGACAUUCUGGAAUUGAGUGGCCUUGGAUAGUCUUAUCUUUAGUCACAUAUAUGUAUGAAAUUGUCUCCUUACCUCUCGUCCCAGACAAGGAUAUUGUAAAAUUGUCAGACGGUGACAUGUCCUUCUAGCUGGUAUAUGCACAUACACAGAACAAACGCAUACACAUGAAAUCCUGCUGUCGUUUUUGUUUCAAAGUGUGUACCAUUUGUUGCAUUCCACCUCUCAAGUUUGUAGCAUUAGUUAUUUUGUUCAUUCACAGCUCUGCCCUUUGCAUGCUUGCUUCUUUGAGUGCUUCCUCUUCCCCACGUCAAUACUAAACGAAUCCUCAGGGUGUACAGUUUCUAUAUACGGGUAUUUUUCUGCAUUAUUCGAAGGAGGAGCAGCAUAAGGAAGAUGGGACUGCAACUGUGGCUAAUCAAUCCACCUCAUGUGAAGAACUUCAUUUUCAAGGGUCUGUAUUCAUCGUCCUUAAUAAUAUUUGGCUGAGCACACUGCCAGUUUAUAGGACUUUACCCCCCCCCCCAAAAAAAGUUCUUUUUUGAUUUUCAUCAAAGUUGGUUAGAAGUUAGAUGGAUCCAAUUUGAGUUAUUCUACAUUCCUGUUGAUCUGGUGACACAGUUUGUCUUCAUAAUUAAGAUCACAAUCUACCUCAUCUAGCCAAUUGGUGGCAUUUACAGUCCCUCCUCUUCCUCCCCUGCUCUGCCAGACUCACGUGAGUCAAGAUUUUAUGACCAGCUGAUGAUUUCAGCACCGCUUUUUGAUUUCUAGGCUCUCAGAACUGAUAAUAAAAAGGCCUUACAAUCCCUUACCAUCUUGGUGUCAGGUUGCUGUGUCAAAUGAUGGCGCUGACUGGCCGUCUCAACAAGAUGCUGCCGUGCGAUUACUCAGCCGUCAGCUUGACAUUGACAGAUGUUCUCAAAAAAAAAAGCAAUCCCUGAAAUUCAUCAUUGGAGUAUGAUUGACAAUAUUACAUCAUAUGUCUGAAACAGGACUCCGUACAUAGUUGUACAGAUUGCAUGUCUUCCUGCCUACAGGUUGUUGAAACUAGACAAAAUAGUCUAGUGUCUGUAAUAGACCGCAUAGAGUUUGGCGGCAUUAUGGUGGAGUUCCUUAGUAAUGGGUACCUAAGGCAUUGUAAGGACAUAUUUGAGGAAGGAUGAUGGAAUAGGAAAGUGCUAGAAACUGUGAGACAAUGUGUCACACAAGACUUGUCACGGAUGACUUGCUAUUUUGUUAAAAUAGGGAAUUGUCUCAAUAUUUAGUUGGCCUAAUAGGGCCACUUUGGAUGUAGUGUGUUCACUUGUGCUGUCUAAUGUAUGAAGGACAGUGUUUAUUUUAACGGUCUGUGAGGUUGUGAUACUGUCUUAUGGUGUACAUAUGUUGUGUGUGGUGUGUGUGUGAGCGUGCGUGUGUGUGUAUGUUUCUGGUGUGUAGAAUCGGCACCAGAUGACCGUAAGUGUGCAUUCAACCCUCACUUUUUUUUUUCUCUGCUGUCAUCUCUCUGCACUAGUAAAAACCAUUUAGACGUGAUUUAAAUGUGAAUCAUAUUUAUUUUUCCUCCUAAGAAUUUUUGUACAUUUUUGGACUUGUUUUAAUAUAAAUGUGGUGUAUGUUUCUUUUUUUUUCUUUUUCUUCUUGAUGUUGUUUUUAAGCAGUUGUCUUUACCUCAGUAGCAUGGUGGCAUUGGAAAAAAAAAAAGACGUUUCAUUUUUAAGUGACGUUUACAAGUUCUUAUCUGACUGACAUAGAUUAUUUUGGAAAUGGACUGGAGUAUUUUCUAUACUGUACAUUUCUUAGAAAUAAAUAACUUUUCUUGAG